GAUGGGUAGACAUCCGCGGAACUCGGAAAGACUCCUAAUUGUUAUCUGUGUGGGAUCGGAUCGGACCGCUAACCCGAGUGUGUGUUGGGGCCUUGCGGAUGAGGUGCGGCGUGUUAAUUGGGUACUUAAGGUGAACAAAUCGGCGGGUCUUGCUCUUCUUUCUUUCUUUCUCUUUCUCUUUCUCUUUCCGUUAACAACAAGAACAAGUUUAAACUGAAAUGAGUACGACGCAGGUGGAUACAGCGGUUCUAGGCCAGAUUCUAGCGCAGCUGGAGUCGUUACAGAUGACUCAGCAGGCGAUGCAGGUUAAGUUGGAUAAUCUCAGCGUUAGUACACCGUUGUCGCCUCCUCCUGUUGAGGCCAAGACCCUUCCCAGUGUUAAUGGAGUCAACGGAGCCAAUGGAAGCAGCAGCAGCACCAACCUCUCCCGCGAGAAAUCUUUGUACCCAGGUCGAGUUCUCCUAACAACCUACCCCUCCCAACACUCCAUAACCCCCUACCCCCUCAAAUGGGGUGCCCCCACCCCUCUCCUCCGCGGCCCCAUCAUCUGCUCCCGCCUCCCCUCCUCUCUCCCCUUCCGCAACGCCCUCGGUGCGCACAGCGGGAGCUACUCCAUCUACCGCGCUCUCAGCAUCGCCAUGGGCACCCUCGACCCCAACUACAAACCCGAGUACGGGCUGACCGAGCCCCCCGUCGAGAUCCGCGAAAACCCCGCGUGGCACGACGGGCAGAAGAUCGUGAGUAUGGACCCGUGGGGACAUUUGGUGCCCCAGGUUUUUGAGAGGGAGGGGAGGGAAGGGGGGAAGGGAGGGGAGGGGCUGGAUAUACGCCCGUCGAUAUCGGUGACCAAGGCGCAUAUUAAGUUGAAGGAGAUUGACGAGGCGGUUAAACGUGGUGAGAUUGUUAUUGAUGGGAAGAUUGUGCUGGGGAGCGAGCCGUUGAGGAGGGAAGAUGGGAGUUUGGUGGAAGGGAUUGAUGCUGGGGUGGAGGUCAACGUGUCCAAGGCGGCGGUAGACCCCAUUUGGUAUUUACCCGGUGUGGCGGAGAGGUUUGGCAUCGCAGAGUCGUUGUUGCGCCGCGCAUUGUUCGAGGAUACAGGAGGGAUGUAUCCAGAGUUGAUCACCAGGCCGGAUAUUAAUGUGUUUUUGCCCCCCAUUGGGGGGUUAACGGUGUAUAUUUUUGGUAACCCCGCACAUAUCCACGACCCCUCUCGAAUGAUAACCGUGCGCGUGCACGACGAAUGCAACGGCUCCGACGUCUUCGGCUCCGACAUCUGCACAUGCAAACCCUACCUCACCUACGCCAUGGAAGAAUGCAUCCGCACCGCCCAAGGCCGACACCCCGACCAAAUCACCGCCGCCCGCCAAGCCGCCUCCCCAACCAACCCAAACCCAUCUACCCCUCCUAUCGAACACGGGGAACCCGGCGUCGGCGUCGUCGUGUACUUCCGCAAAGAAGGCCGUGCCCUGGGUGAAGUAACCAAAUACCUCGUCUACAACCUCCGCAAACGCACCGGCGACUCCGCCUCCUCCUACUUCCGCUCCACCGAGCUCGUCGCCGGGGUCAAAGACAUGCGGUUCCAAGCACUCAUGCCGGAUGUCCUCCACUGGCUCGGGAUCACCCGCAUCGAUAAUAUGGUGAGCAUGAGCGAUAUGAAGUACGACGCGAUUGUGGGGAGUGGGAUUGAGAUUCGGAAGAGGUAUGAUAUUCCGGGGUAUUUGAUUCCCCCGGAUUCGAGGGUGGAGAUUGAUGCGAAGAUUGCGAGUGGGUAUUUCACGAAGGGGAAGAGGGUUACGCAGGAGGAGUUGAAGAAUACGGUGGGGAGGGCGUGGGAGGAGGUGGAGCAUUGAUACUUCCGAGUCGUUCGUUGCUUCGUUUCUCCUACCCAAAAAAUAUUUCUUUUUCCAUACUCAAUUGUAACUACUAUACAAUAAUCAACUUUUCCUCCUUCCUCCUUCAUUCCUAAAAAAUCAAUCUAAUCUGUCCGUAACCCUUUCAUUCUAUACAAUGAUUAAUCGGAAUGAGUUUCUGUCUUGUCUUCAUUUCUAAAAAAAACAAUCUAAUCUGUCCGGUACCUUUUCC
This is a messenger RNA of Lentinula edodes (shiitake mushroom), 2082 nucleotides long. RefSeq names its product cyclohydrolase. NCBI's taxonomy places the organism in Eukaryota, Fungi, Basidiomycota, Agaricomycetes, Agaricales, Omphalotaceae. The transcript is spliced from 3 exons. The coding region runs from base 219 to 1850 and encodes 543 amino acids. The record is from RefSeq and is a predicted model, not a curated record.